AUGCCUGGAAAGCACCGUAAGGACGCGGAAAGCCACUCAUCCAACAGGAGGAAGGGAGCAGACAGAAGGAGUAAUAUUGACGAAAAAAUCAAGAACGCCAUGAAGAAGUACCAGAGAGAAGGCAAGGGAACAGAGGACGAGCGAGAGGACGAAGACUUCCCACUCAACUCAGAGAUACAGUCGGUAAGGUUUCCUUCGAGGUUUAAAUUACCAACUUUUGAACCUUUUGAUGGAACAGGAGAUCCGAAGAGCCACAUCUCGAAAUUCAAAACAAUCAUGAUGCUAGAAGAUGUGACAGAUCCCAUGCUUUGUAGAGUGUUCCCUGCGACAUUAAAGGCAUCAUCACAAAAAUGGUACUCAUGGCUCAAGACAGGGUCGAUAAGUUCCUUCUCUAACUUAGCGUCAUCCUUCAAAGCGAGGUUCAGGACUAAUAUCCCUAUGCAGAAGAGCUCCAGCGACCUGAGGAAGUGCAAGCAGGGAGAGCAGGAGACCCUCAAGAAUUUCGUAGAAAGAUUAAACAAAGAAGUAGUCCAGAUCGAGAACUUGAAUCAUGACACUGCCAUUGAAGCAAUGAAAAUUGGAAUGAAGUUUGAAGAACUCCGAGACAAGAUCCUGAUGAAAAAGCCAACAACCUUUCAAGACUUAAUGCUGAUCGCUCAUAAAUAUGUGGAACUAGACGAAGCUCGAAGGACCCUGACGAAACAACAUGAACACACCAAGUAG
Messenger RNA from Mercurialis annua (annual mercury), 723 nucleotides. RefSeq lists its product as uncharacterized. The transcript has a single exon. Bases 1 to 723 code for a protein of 240 amino acids. The record is from RefSeq and is a predicted model, not a curated record. Lineage: Eukaryota; Viridiplantae; Streptophyta; Magnoliopsida; Malpighiales; Euphorbiaceae.